UGCUGCAAUGGAUCGCCUAACCCCAAUUGAAUAUUACAUUAUCUCAAUUUACAUGUGUUUUCUGAUUCUAGUAGGGGGAUCUAUUCAAAUAGUUACUUUGGUAGUCCUCAUACGAUCUAACGAUCUCAAGACCAAGUCCUUAACGCCAUAUUUGAUCAAUGUAGUAGCAGCAAACAUGGUCAUGAUAGUGGGAAGUUUYCCAUCGACGUUGGCUUCAUCCAUUGCCAAUGAGUGGGCUUUCAACGAUGCUGUGUGUCGUGUAGUUGGUUUUCUGGGCGGUAUAGCUUCUAUUGCAAUGAUCGCCACGAUGACAUGCAUAACAGUCAAAAUAUAUAAUACUUUUACAUUACGCGAAUUCACUAACCAUCCAACURACGAUAACAAGCAUCGUAAGGUCAUAUUUGUSGUUUGGUUGUUCUCUUUCCUUUCGAUGCUGCCUCCUUUAGCAGGUUGGACAAGUAUGCUUAAGGAAAGUGCMGAUAUGAAUUGCGCUCCGAAUUGGAAUGCCGAGAGCACAGCCGACCUCAUAUACAUAUUACUUUUAACUUUUUUAACGUACAUUAUACCAGUUUCUAUAGCAAGCGUUUACCAUUGGAAAAUCAACAAAGCAAUUMAUGAACAUCUUAAAAAAGUCUCUCGAUUUUCAAGCGCAAAGCGGCAACUGGAAGGUUUUCGCAACAUCAGCAAAAUGGCUGGUUUGGCAAUUGUAGCAUUUACGAUCGCUUGGUUGCCAUAUUGCGUUUAYGUCUUUAUUACAGCUUUUGGAGGAUCGCAUCUGAUUGAUACCAGAACGGAAUUAAUUGCAGCUCUUGUGGCCAAAUCAAGUACUCUGUACAGCCCGUUUAUCUACGCGCUUGUAAAUCCAAGGUUUCGAGCAAGUGUCACGAAAUUCCUUAAAAUCAAACAGAAGUCAUCAACGAACCCAGAAAACACCUCGAAUCCAAGUCAGCCACAAGUCAUCUUUAAAAAUCGUCCUCCAAUCAGACCUCGUGAAGGACUUGGCGACAAUCAGAGUCAAAGUGAUUUCGCUCUCCCAUCUUACUUUGCAAAGAAAAAUGUCACUCGCAGAGAACCUCGUGUUCUUUUUGUCCGACCUGAUGACAGUUAUUUUACCAUGUACAGUGGAGAAAGCGGUGUUCCGACAGAAUGCGUUUAACCAAGAGCCCAUUAUAGCCUCUGUACAUCCGUUACGGAUGUACACAGGCUAAGCCCAUUACUGGUUUAACUAUAAUUUCAUACGGUGGGAGACUGGGACAAAUCAUAUAAGAAAAUCGCAAACCUCUAUUGAUGUGAUCGACUUUAGUGGACAGUUAUAUUAUUUCUCAAUGUUGUCUUUCGUYCCGCUAUAUAGGUCGUAUCAUACCAUCAUGACAAUUAAGAUACUUGUACUCAGUCUCUCACGGUACAAAAUCAGGAAAUAAGAGAUAGAAGACUGGGUGCAAUCAUAACGUAAAGAGCAGUUGAAAAUUCCUGAUGUCGAUGUUAAUCGAUUAUCAGCUCUUUCCACACAUUCCUUUGUAAAUCAAUGCUAGUCCUSAAUAUUCACUUGAUCAACACCAAACAUCAGGAUAUUGUGAAUGUUAAAAUUUGUCCCAAGUCUUAUAAUAUAGGAUAAUAGACUCCUAUUGCAAGCUUCAAUGAAAUGUUACGUGAACUACAGUGAUCCACCUUGGAGUUAAGCCGCGAAAUACACCUUAAUCCAAAAUGCCUGACUAGCCCUUGAUGUGUCGUUUUCAUGAAAUUGUUCUUUGCUUUUAAAGUCACUCAAGCUGAAAGACAAAAGAAUAAUUUUAUGAAAACGAGACAUCAAGGGCUAGUCAGCCAUUUUGGAAUAAGGUGUAUGGCACGCCUUAUCUUCCUUUACAAAAUGAGCCGAGGUCAAAUUGACAUAGAUGUGAACAUCUCCACCCAGAUACAGAAUUUACAAAACUAGAGCUAAUCACAAUUUAAAAAU
Messenger RNA from Exaiptasia diaphana, 1954 nucleotides. Its product is annotated as rhodopsin, GQ-coupled. Bases 8 to 1156 code for a protein of 382 amino acids. NCBI's taxonomy places the organism in Eukaryota, Metazoa, Cnidaria, Anthozoa, Actiniaria, Aiptasiidae. The transcript has 2 exons. Gene Ontology annotation, molecular function: G protein-coupled receptor activity. Gene Ontology annotation, cellular component: membrane. Gene Ontology annotation, biological process: G protein-coupled receptor signaling pathway. The record is from RefSeq and is a predicted model, not a curated record.